AGAAACACCACUCUCAACUGUGACUCGAAUCUCUUCAGAAUGGCGGGAGAUGUCGAUCAAUACGUCUGGUCUGUCAGCAAUCUCACGGCGCUCUGCACGACUGCUUGCCUCCAGGAGUCGAGCAAUUGGGUCAUGAACGUGGAAGAUGUCUGCGACGGUCAGACUCAUACAAAUUCGGGCAAGCUUGUGCCCGUCGAUACCAUUCCGGCGCAGUUCCACGAGGGUCUGAGCUUGGCUUGUCUCAAGCCUGGUGCGCUACGCUAUCUCAACGAGGACAAUGAGACUGAAGAGGCCGAUCCCGAGAUUUCAAAGUGGUGUUUUCUGGUGUCGCAGAAUCUCCAAGGCGUCGACAGCGAGUCUGACUGCGACAACGAGCCAGACAGCAUUUUCUGCACUGAUCCCGAUACCAUGGAUCGAAUGGCGAACCUCUACCCGGACAAUGUGUUGUGUGACCCGUGUGUUCUCUCGAUCAUGUGGUUCCGCCUAAGCUCUGAGUUCCUUCCGGACGAUGACCGCUCGGACUGGUUGAUGGCGCAAUAUUUGGACAUCACCCAUCUCUGCAACAUCACCAUGCCAGAGCCUAUCAUCCGAGCCCUGCCAGAGUACGCUCUUGCUCCGUCUCCGUCAUUGCCCGUAAUCAGCAAUUCGACUGGCAACUCCACAUCAAACGCAACAUGCGAGGACCAGCUGAUUAUGCUGGAUGGCUCCGGAUGUGACGAACAGGCCAAGAAAUACAGCAUCAGCACUGGCGAUCUGCAGUUCGCAUCUCGUUCCCGCAACUGCUCGUCCACCAACGCAAUCUGCGCGCCUGAGAGCUGUGAUCUUCAACAAGUCGGCUUCAAUUCCUCCUGUAGCGGGCUUGCCGCGGCAUACUCUUCCGCCUCUUUGAACAUCACUAUCUCGCUGUUCAUGAGCUGGAAUCGUCAUAUCCUUGGUCUCUGCAACAACUUGACAGUCGGGCAAUACGUAUGCUCUAGUCCACCGGGCGGAUUUUACCAGCUUCCGCCACCUCUUCCCGGCUCCAGCUUCAAUGGAUCUGGUCCUGUCCGAGGCGGUCAGGGCUCGGACAUACUGUUCCCGAAUUCGACUUCGUCUUUCCCUCCGACCAGCACACUCCCAUUCCCGACUCAGAGCGGCAUCACUCCCGACUGCAACAAGUACAUGGAUGCUAAGAAGGGAGACUACUGCUCGAAAUUUGCGACCGACAAUGGCAUCAGUGAGGAGCAGCUGUACGACUGGAACCCGAUCCUGGGAAAAGAUGGCGCAGACUGCGACACAAAAUUUCAGGCUAGUACCGAAUAUUGCGUCGGUAUCUCGUUGGUCUCAUCUGGUACUUCGUUUGACGCUACAUCGGCCGCUGCUACUUCGAACGCGGCCACUGACGUCGCUACGUCCAGCGUUGCUACUCCAUCGAGCACAUCCUCCACCCUCCCUCCGAUGCAGAGCGGCAUCAGCUCGAAAUGCAACAAGUUCGACGUUGCGAAGAAAGGCGAUUAUUGCAGCAAGUUCGCUACGGAUCACAGCAUCUCGGCCGGAGACCUGUACACCUGGAAUUCGAUUCUGGGCGAGAACGGGAAAGACUGCGACACGCUUUUCCAAGCAGGCGUACUGUACUGCGUUGGCGUUUCGUCGUAA
This is a messenger RNA of Zymoseptoria tritici IPO323, 1635 nucleotides long. RefSeq lists its product as uncharacterized. The transcript has 5 exons. The record is from RefSeq and is a predicted model, not a curated record. Lineage: Eukaryota; Fungi; Ascomycota; Dothideomycetes; Mycosphaerellales; Mycosphaerellaceae. The annotation marks the transcript as partial.